This is a messenger RNA of Habropoda laboriosa, 2233 nucleotides long. It is a transcript of the gene lolal, whose product is annotated as longitudinals lacking protein-like. Gene Ontology annotation, molecular function: protein binding. Gene Ontology annotation, biological process: regulation of transcription by RNA polymerase II. NCBI's taxonomy places the organism in Eukaryota, Metazoa, Arthropoda, Insecta, Hymenoptera, Apidae. Bases 368 to 751 code for a protein of 127 amino acids. The transcript has 5 exons. Gene Ontology annotation, cellular component: nucleus. The record is from RefSeq and is a predicted model, not a curated record.
CAAAACUACUUUGCGUGACGUCGAUAUACAAUUUUGGAUUGACAUUUAUGUAGUCAGAAUUUCAAAUAUUCCUCCAAGCGUGUGAAUCAACGCCGGCAGCGUCAUCUUACGAAGGAGGAUAAAGUCGUUACUAGUCGGUACAGUGUUUCCGAACCGAUCUACGACGGAAAUAUCCGAAUUGGACCGAAUUUCUUCGCCGUGAUAUUAGCCACAACAAAAAAUUGGUAACAUUCGCGUAAAAACUUUUCGGCAAUAUAUAUUUUUCGCGUUCUUUUUGUGAUUCACCAUUGCCCCGGAGGGAUUUAGUAGUCCGCCAGGCCAAGCUUUCAAAUUCAAGUGAAGAUCAUUGCAACAUUGUGUGUCAACAAUGGCAGAUGAACAGCAACAGUUUUUUCUUAAAUGGAACGAUUUCCAAUCUAAUAUGGUAUCGUCGUUUAAACACUUACGAGAUGAAAAAAGUUUCACGGAUGUGACAUUAGCUUGUGAUGGUCAAACCUGUAAAGCACAUAAGAUGGUGUUAUCUGCUUGUAGUCCCUAUUUUAAAUCUUUGUUAGAGGAAAAUCCGUCCAAACAUCCCAUUAUAAUACUAAAGGAUGUUGCGUAUAGCCACCUUCAGGCCAUACUGGAGUUUAUGUAUGCAGGAGAAGUUAAUGUUUCGCAAGAUCAGUUGCCUGCAUUUCUUAAAACUGCCGACCGGCUUAAAGUUAAAGGAUUGGCAGAAGCACCAGGUGCCAUUAAGAGGGAGGGUUAAAGUUGCACUUAUAGUUAUGGAUUUUGGGAAGCGUGCGGACUGAAAAAAAAAAAAGUGUAAUAAUGUAAAGUGAUUGCAUAAAGACAUAUACCACACACUAUAAAAAAGAAAAAACCACACACUACGUGUGCACAACUCAGUGUCCUCUGGUUCAUGACUUGGAUCAACACACGGCGACAAUGUAAAUUAUGCCUUUUCUUAAUCUCAGUUAAUGUUAAUGUUGUAUUGAAUGUAUGUAUACAAAUAUGGUAGAGAUGAAAUGUUGAUGUUUGUCUUGAACCCAUUGCGCCAUAAUGUGGUCGCGACAACAACAAUGAUUAUUUUUUUAAAACAAAGUGCUGCAAAAACUAAUAAGUGGGUCACGAUAGUUUACAAUACACGGGACAGUCUUGUGGAUCAAAUGGAAAGGUUAAAAGACAUCUUUACAACUGCUGUUUUUUAAAAUGGAUCUACUGACUCACUACACUUUCCUAUCGGCGGUUCCACGGUAGAUCUGUUCAUGAGGUAUUGAAAUUUCUCGAGUCCGUACCAAAUAUUGCCUGACCAAAAUCUUCUCUUAUUCCUUUCCUUAUUACGGGGCAUAGAGCAAUAUUAUGUUGCCAUAUAAGCGUAACAAGAAGUAUAUUCGAGAAAUAACAUUUUAUAACUAUGUAAGUGUAAGCUAACGUGUUAAUAAUACAGGACUGUUUUUUGCCGACACAUAUGCGCUGGUAUUGACUUGCAAGAAAUUUAGAUCGUAUCGUGAAUGGAUCUGCGAUACCCCGAUAAUCCCAUAAAAGAAUGUUAAAUCAAGUUUACUGGAAGUUGUAACAUGCGUGUCGUAUUAUUGCUCUCUUUUUGUCAUCUACACCGUGUCGUCUGGGUUUACCGUUUAUGCACACAAUUAUUUCUCAAUCUAUCAAAGACGCGAAUAAGUUGUCGAAAUAAAAGUUCGAUUUGGAGGGUGAAAUACAAAAACGUCGAAACCAAGCAACUUUCGCGCAAACGUGUUUCUUAUAUUAUUUUCAGUAGUGGCGAAAUAACUGUGUGCGUAUACGUAUCAUUCAGCCGAGCACGAUGUACCGCGGAUUGAUAAAUCGUGUCGUUUCUCUCACCGAUGAAUAUUUGCAAAUGGGAACGAAAGCAAUUGUUUCGCACAUUUUUUUUCUCUCUCUCCAUUCAGUCGGUACCAGUUACCUCUUCUAGUGAUCAUGAUUUUUUACUUAACCAAAUACUGCCAGUAUUUGUACCGGCGUAUUCACAAUAUUACCGAUAGACCAAAUUUAUUUAUGAUAAUAAUAUAUUAAGGGUUGAAUGUCUUAAAUCGAGGGAAGGUUAUUGUAAUAUAAGCGAAGCAAAUUUUUGUAAAGUCGGAGCGCACAGUUCCUUUCCCCUCCCGAUCGAACCAGGAUAAUCAGAGAGAGGUUUAGAGAAAAAAAAAGAAGUCAGGAAACAUUAUCGAGUCAAGAAACAAUAUUGUAUGCAAUUAACGUGCGUCGUACA